AUGCGAUGCGCGAGCAAGGCCGCCGAGAGCGCGUCCGCACGUCUCUGUGCGGACGCCAAAGCAGAAACCGCAGCAACAGAUGUCUCAUCGGUUGCUGAAGCGACUCAGCCUGUAGAGUAUGAGCUCGGUGUCUCAUACUCUCCUGAUACGGAAGACGGAUCCGUAUCGACGGCGAUCGAAUCCAAUCCGCCUGCCAAGCGUGGCAUGGAUGAUGCUACGCGUCGCAGCAUCUUUGGUUCAUCUGAUGAAACAGAUGAACCAUCGCUGAAGCGAAGGCGCUCGAGGUCGCGAGACUCGGGCGCUAACAGUGGUGUCGGUUCUCCUAUUGACACCACUUCGCAACGAGGUGCCAGUCCUUCUGUCGGCACGUCGCAGGAAGAGCGGGACCGCAGUGUGUUGCGUCUCGCUCCCGAGAAGAAGGCAUUGAUGCCUCCCAAAUCCGUCAUGGAUCACUUGUCGGCGACGACGAGUGAUCGUUAUCGAGCACGAUUGUUCGAUUCGUCAAGGAUCCAUCACCUUGACCCCAGCGCGAAAAACUAUCGCGCUGAAAACGAUUUCUUCAUCGAUGCUUUCUUUAAACAUCGAUGGUACAGUGUGAAUCACAAACGUGAUGGUCCCUCGCUGCUUCAAGCGUGGAACGCCUACAUCCAUAACCUUGAGGAUGUAGGUCGUGACGUUUGGAACGACAAACUUAUCAAAGCUCGUGAUAAGUUUGAAAAGCGAACCCCGACAGGUGCACGCUACAAGCUGCAUCGUCUGUCAAGGGAGAAAGGAUUACCCUGCCUCUCUUGGGGAGACUCGUGCCCGUGUUGUGUGAACAACUCUGCACGAGCACCUAAGGAGGCUUACCUCCUUACUAGCCCGUGGUGGCGCGUACGUAUCUCCAGUGAGAUGUACGAAGGGAUUGACAACUUGAAAUCCCUUUACGACCGUGCCGGGAAGACUUUCUCCGGCGGUCCUUCUGCGACACAGGAUGUGCCGUGUCGUACUGCUCAACCAGACCCAGUACGUCAAUCAUCAGCUGGGAGCGGGACUGCCAACUGCUCAACCAAUAGCGCUGGCCACCGCGAGAGUCCUCUAAUUGAGGUGGAAGAGGAGGGAAGACGCUCUCCACACAAUCGUGGGGAAGCGUGUGUUCCCGAGAGCUUCUUUGAUCGCGUAACGCAAGGGUUACGCGGCGAUCUCGAAUAUGAGCGGGACAGGCGUCUCCAACUGGCGGACGCUGUUUCGAGGCAUCGAGCUGAGUUUGCCUUUGCUCAGCUUGAGAACGAGAGAGCUCUGACAUCUCUUCGUGACGAGCUAAGGGUAGCUCGUGGGAUUGUUGAUCGGUCUCGGGAUGAGAUAACUGCUCUUCAGACCCUUGUCGAUGCCCACCAUCGGGACCACAAGGCUCUCUGCGAGAUGCUUGAGCGCAAGGGCGUUCUUCAUCGGAAGAAGCAGCGUACUGAUGGUACGGCUUAA
Molecule: messenger RNA, 1461 nt
Organism: Peronospora matthiolae
Lineage: Eukaryota; Oomycota; Peronosporomycetes; Peronosporales; Peronosporaceae
Source: the annotation of a GenBank genome assembly